This is a messenger RNA of Clarias gariepinus (North African catfish), 8580 nucleotides long. RefSeq names its product HIVEP zinc finger 2a (gene hivep2a). Gene Ontology annotation, molecular function: DNA-binding transcription factor activity, RNA polymerase II-specific; RNA polymerase II cis-regulatory region sequence-specific DNA binding. Gene Ontology annotation, cellular component: nucleus. Gene Ontology annotation, biological process: regulation of transcription by RNA polymerase II. The coding region runs from base 603 to 7328 and encodes 2241 amino acids. Lineage: Eukaryota; Metazoa; Chordata; Actinopteri; Siluriformes; Clariidae. The record is from RefSeq and is a predicted model, not a curated record. The transcript has 8 exons.
CUCUGGCUCCAAGCAGGAAGCAAAAAAACACGACACGAACCGGACUGUUUACUCUUAACACACAGUAAGGUUCCCGGAACGGCAGCGCGCGCAUCACCUGUCGGACCUGCGCUCGCGAGUCUUUUCUUAUCCCCCUGAGACUGUGUGCAGCUCUGCGUAUCCUGCUCCGCCCGGGUCAGGAGCGGCUCUCUGCCCGGCCAGGCGCGCUGACAUUCCCCGGGAUGUUCUCGGACGCUCCGUGAAGAGAAGAGCAGUGAGCACGUGGUCUGCGUAGUCUCAGCAUCCUGGCUAAAGGAACCUUCCUGGCCUUUUCUGGUUCCUCCACGUCACUUGUUUGCCCAGGACUCAAUCACACAGUGCUCUUCAGAUACUUAAGGAAAACUUGAAGGGGCGAGAACUCGGCGUGGAUAAAACUACAUAUAUAUUCAAUAUAACCAUGCCAAAAGAAUAAACUCUGGAAAGAGCUUUGGCUGCUGGUUAGAAAAUGGAAACUGAGGACCUUUUGUUUACAUGGCAUUGUUAGUAAAUCACCUGGAAUGACGAUAUAUUUGAAUGUGAUUGAAUAAACAGUACCUUGAAAAACUCGACAGAAGGACUAAAUAAUGGAGCCACAUGGAGCAGCUGCUGGACAAAAAUGCAGCAAGGAACCACGUGAGAAAACCUCCUUACAAAGAAAGUGGGUUUCGGAGCCCUGUGCUGGCACAAAGGGAAGCGCUUAUGCAGAAAGUUUGCAGAGCGGUAUCACUGGGACGGUUAUUGCAGCUUCUGGAAAGCUGCACAUAAGCACCGAGACUCAGUCAUCUGCAGAAUUUUUCCCCAGGUCUUAUUCCUAUCAGUUACAACACUCAUACCCACAGCAGCCCAUGCAGAAGCCGUUCCUUAGUGGUACAAAGUCGCAACCUGGUUUGGAGCCCCAUGCUUGGCCUUUCCCAGGCAAACUGCAGUCUCUGCCUCAAGAUGAUAUGUUUUCCGCACACUCACGUUCUCAUGGAGCAUUCCCCCGUCAGAAGUCACCCAGUUUACCUAGUGCUUUUUGCCAGUAUUCACAGUCAGGUUCUGAGCAAAAAGAGGAAGGACAUAAAAAGGAACAGAAACCCAAAAAGCCAGGGAAGUACAUAUGCCAGUACUGUGGAAGGGCUUGUGCUAAGCCCAGUGUGCUUAAAAAACACAUACGAUCGCACACAGGGGAACGGCCUUAUCCCUGUGAGCCCUGUGGCUUUUCGUUUAAAACCAAGAGCAAUUUAUAUAAACAUAGAAAGUCUCAUGCUCAUGCUAUUAAAGCAGGACUGGUUCCAUUCUCUGAGCUGGCAACUCGCACAGAUAUAGAUCAAGCAUCUUCAGUUGGUGAAACAGAGGUACAGUCAGAUGGAGAUCAAAGUACUGACACAGAUGAAGAAACUGCAGAGGGGGCCAUGUACCCAGAAAAAACUAGCUCCAUACCCCAGAUAUCAUUUGAUUCUGACAAAAGCACUUUAGUCAAAGGUGGAGAACCAGCAUACGCAGACUCAGCAGAAGAGAUGGCCGUGGCAUCGAUGAAAGUGCCUAUCUUAAUUGUUCCUAAACAGGGGCUAAUGUCAACAGCCAUAGAGUGUACCCCUUCCAAUAUGAGAGGAGUGGUCCAGGGAGAUGAGUCGCAUACUGUCAAACAGAGACUUGCUUUAAGACUCACUGAUAAAAAAGGCCAAGACUCGGAGCAAUCCCUUAAUCUGUUAAGUCCGCACAGUAAAGGUAGCACCGAUUCUGGCUAUUUCUCUCGUUCUGAGAGUGCUGAGCAGCAGAUUAGUCCACCCAACACCAAUGCAAAGACUUACGAAGAGAUUAUGUUUGGACGAUCUUGGUAUUACAGACCAAUUACCAGAUCUAGACAUCCAGGGACAAUUGGAAUUCCUGCUACUGUUAGUCCUGACCAACAAAACAAAUCUGCCAUGAUAGAAACAGACAUGGGAAAGAUAUCAGAGGAUCGCAUAUUCUUUAGAGAAACUUAUGCAGAAUCGCAAAUGGUUUCAGGGUUUGACCCAAAGCAAUACCCCCGAGGCUCCUUCCUGGAAGCUCCUUCUGAGACAGGUCCACUAUUAAGAAGUAACUCAAUGCCAACACCAUCCCCUACUAAUCUUAAUGUUCCGUCAGCUCUGAGAGGGAGUCACUCCUUUGAUGAAAUGAUGUCUCCAGACGAUGUAUUUUAUCCAGGGGCAGCUGGUUUAAGAAGGCUGAGGAGACAGGCCGCUUUUGAGCAUGGGGAAUCCGAGAACUAUGGAAAGAUGGGAGGUCAGUUUUCAACAAUAAAGAUGGGGGAGAGGGAACAGCUGAUGUCAGAGUUCAAAGGCUCAGGAUCAGAACUUUCCUGUCCUGAAAUGCGGACAGCAUAUGGCAGCUGCGGUACGAAGUUCGGAAUGCCAGAGGUGACCACAAGAAAACGUCGGAAAGAAAAGAGUGUUGGUGAUGAAGAGGACUGCCCUGGACAAUAUGAUGACAUGAAAAAUGUCUCUCUGGAAACUUCUGGGGACUAUGAUAUAAAACCAGGAAAUCAGGAAAGUAUACACACAGGUAGAGGACCUAUGUAUAGUGGUUACAAUUCAUUGGAAAGUUUUGAUAAAUCUGGUCCAGAGGAUGUUGUACUUGUUCAAGAUACAGACCGAAAGGCUGCGGGCAAUGUAAUAUCUGUUAUUCAGCAUACUAACUUGCUAAGCAGGCCAAGCUCAUUUGAAAAGACUGAGUCCAUUGAACAUCAAUCUUAUCAGCCAGAUAAGCCUGUCAGCCAACUCUCUGAGCAGUCUGACCCUGAGAACAUUGAUGAUGUGCAGAGUCCUGAUUCUUUUUUGAGGUCUGAGAGCAUGGAACAUCAACAGCAAAGUGACAGUGAAUUAGCAUCUAUUUCACCCAGUCAGCAAUAUCACAUGCCCCACAAACUUGUACGGCAACCCAACAUUCAAGUACCUGAAAUUAGAGUCACAGAGGAACCGGAUAAACCAGAAAAAGAACCAGAGGUGCCAGCUAAAGAGCCAGAGAAACAUGUGGAGGAGUUCCAGUGGCCACAGAGGAGUGAGACUCUGUCCCAACUCCCAGCAGAAAAACUGCCCCCGAAGAAAAAACGUCUGCGUCUUGCAGACAUUGAGCACUCAUCUGGGGAAUCAAGCUUUGAGUCUACCUGUACCAGUUUGUCCAGGAGCCCAAGUCAAGAUAGCAACCUGUCUCAUAGCUCAAGCUUCUCAAUGUCAUUUGAUAGAGAGGAAAGCAUGAAGUCAGUGUCACCAACCAAGCAAGAUGAUUUCUGCAAGCAAUCAGAAUUUUUAACUGUACCAGGGAGUGGUCAUUCUUUGUCAAUACCAGGUCAUCACAAGGAGAUGCGUCGCUCCUCAUCAGAACAGUCCCCUUGUGGUUUACCUGUUGAGGUGCCAGAAACUCGUAGCAAGUCAUUUGAUUAUGGAAGUUUGUCAACCAAUUCAAGACAAGGGGAGUUAUAUGCCAGUGCAUCAUCCAUGAAGGAACGUAGACGUGGAUAUCUGGUUAGACAGGCAUCUUUAAGUGUCUAUCCUGAAGUUGUACCUCAGGAGCAAUGCUCUGAAAUAACUAUUAAACAAGAACUUUCUGACCGCCAUAAUUUACCUUCUUCCUGGCAAGGCACCACACCUCUACCCACUCCACCCUAUCUUGUGGCUGGAAGUGAUCUAUUAAGACAAAAAAGAGGAUCGUAUCAGUUGCUACAGCAGAGCAUCAGUGAAGACAGCCAGUCAGACGACUUGCAAAAGUCACCACGUUUGCCAGGCCAGCUGUCAACAGACAGUGAGGCUUCAAUACAUGAGCACAUGAGCCAGGAUGUAAUGCAACACUCAUCACUUCCGAGUAGCUUGGGAUCAUUACCGUUUUGUCAGACAGUUGUCUGGUAUAGUGACCCUACACGACCCAAGCAGCACCAGGGUAUCCAUCAGCUACAGAAAGUACAUAUUCGCCCACCAACUUUAAAUAAAUCCCACCAUCCUCUUCAUCAAAUACAAGUACACAAUGAAUCCAAUAGUGAUGGGGUAAGUCAGACUUAUCCUUACGUCUCAAGAGCUUCUCCACAAACUAUCAGUACUUCAUCAAAACUGCUCACUACAAACUCAGUUUUCUUAGAGCAAAUUCAUCCUGGCUUUACCACUCAAAAUAUAGGUUUACAGUCAUCACACUCUGGAAUGCAAGUUCCCGUUAGAAUUCAAACAAAUGUGCCAUCAUAUGGUAAUGUUAUGUACACAAGUGUUUCACAAGUUGUUGCAACUCAUGCUCAGAGUACUACUUCUCUCAGAUUAAUAGGCUCAGACAACCCAUCUGCCAGCUCACUUAUGGGCAUAUCUCCAAAACACCCAACGGGGUUCAGUUUAUCAAAAAUAUUGGGCCAUACAGAAGGAUCUUUGCAAUAUCCACUUUGGAAAGUUCCUGAAGCAUUACCUGGAAGACUGAAUACUGGCAUUCCAUUGUCCUUGACAUCAGGAACCAUUUCAACCACAGAUGCCUCAUCUAGUAUUGGAGGAAGCAAAAGAAUGCUCUCACCAGCCAGUAGUCUUGAACUUUUUAUUGGCACCAAGCAACAAAAACGGAUUAAGGAGGAAAAGAUGUAUGGUCAAAUAGUGAAAGAGCUAAGUGCCGUUGAACUAAGUAAUUCAAGUGCACCAAAUGAUGGAGAUGUUUCGCCACAGCCUGAUGUUUUAAAGAGAGACGACUCAGUAGAUGAUCUGGAGAGGAUGUCCUCAUCUCCACCAGCUAAUUACCCAUCUAUGUUGUCCUCUGCACCUGAUGUGCCACACAAGGAAAGCUUUACCCCACCUCUACAAAUUGUGAUGAAAACAUCUAAAAGAGCGGAGUCCCCAGAGGAGCUUGAUGUAGACAACUCCACUGCAGAGGACACUCAAUCAAUGAUCUCUUCAAGCGACACUCAAGAUGAACUGAAGCAGACCAAGAUCCCGGUGAACAUGUUGGUGCAACUUGCUGGCAGUCAGGGUGGUGCUGUGUGUGGGAGCACGCUCCUGCUGACUGACCUAGCAGAUGUUGAUCAGUUCUUUCAGUUUCCCAGUCUGCGUACAACAACAAGUGUCAGCUGGUGCUAUCUAAAUUACACCAAGCCAAACAAUGCUCAAACAACUCCCUUAAACUCUGUUUAUGGUUCUUGGUGUGUGAGCUCCUAUAACCCAAACCCCCUCAGCCUCAGCACCAAGGCAACUCUGGCAUUACUCUGCUCCAAACAAAGGAGAAACACUGAAACGUACACAAUGGCUGCUAUGUAUCAGCCAGGGACUGGAAAACUUGUCUCAUCCUUGUUGUGGAAGCAGAAGUUUGAGCAGAUGAAGCCAGAGCUUGUGAAGCUGGAUAUCGGCAAGUUGGGAAAGAAAAUUAAAGGUGUGAUGUCAAGGGACAGAGUGAAAGAAGACCACGGAGAGAAGGAGGCUUCGUCAAAGCAGGCUGAACCCACACGCAUAAAAAUUUUUGAAGGAGGGUACAAAUCAAAUGAGGACUAUGUUUACGUGCGGGGCCGAGGUCGGGGGAAAUACAUCUGCGAAGAGUGUGGUAUCCGCUGUAAAAAGCCAAGCAUGCUGAAGAAACACAUUCGCACACACACUGAUGUUAGGCCAUAUGUCUGCAAGUUCUGCAACUUUGCUUUUAAAACAAAAGGAAACCUAACAAAGCACAUGAAGUCAAAAGCCCACAUGAAAAAAUGCUUGGAGCUUGGGGUGUCCGUGACGUGUAUAGAUGACGUGGAGGGAGUUGAUACUCCUGAGGAGAUCCAGAAGGAUCCUGGAAAGAUUGGCCUAUUGGAAAUCAUGACGGAGCACCAAUUUUCGGAUGCUGAUGAUUCAGAAGGGGCUGAGGAAGAUGGCGACGAGGUGGAUGAGGAUGAAGAUGAUGAUGAUGAUUACGAUGGUGAUUCAACACCAAAGACAUUGUCUCGAAGCACAAGCCCACAUCCAUAUGCCAUCCCUUCGAAUUCUGUCACUGCAAUUGCUGCAUCAAAUGACACUGGCCCUGAUCUGCUAAGCUCAGCCCACAAGCAACCACUGCUUGGAUAUUAUUCAAGUUUGCCUAGUAUUCAAAUCACUCAACUCAUGGUGCCUGGUGAGAAAGCUAGCGAGAGCCAAAUGGCAGGAUACCAGAAACUGCUUCAAGGAGCUUUGGGAGAAGACCCUAAAACCAGGUUGGAGAUGCCUCGGUCCAUGGAUGAAGCUCCUGGUUUGUCUCCAGACCAUAGCUCAUCUUCUUUUGAAUUCUCCCCCUCACGUCUGUCCUCACCUAGCUGUGACUCCUCGCCUCUUCGAGAACCUUCACCACGGUACUUGUCCCCAAAACGCGACCUCUCCCCACGGGGUCGUCUGUCACCAGGAAGAGAGGCUUCACCCCUUAGACCUCUGUCUCCCAGGAGGGAAAUCUAUAGAAAAGAUGUGUCUCCAAGGAGAGACAUGUCCCCCAGAGGCCUCCUUUCACCUGUCUCUCAUGCAGGGUGUCCAGUUUCGCCCCCUAGAGAUCUCUCUUGCAGACGUGAGCUGUCCCCCAGAGGACGGUACAGGGGUGUGCUCAGACCAUUGUCUCCAAGAAGGGCACCUCACAGUGGACCUUGGACACUGAAUCAGCAUCCUUACAGAGACAUUGCUUUGGGGGCUCAGAAGAGCCGAGGCCACUCAGAAAUUAAUAUGAAUCAGAGGAAAAGUUAUGCUCAAGGAGACAGAAAUAGCACAGAAGCUCUCUCUACGCACCAAGGUCUGUUUAGCCAUCUUCCCCUCCACUCCCAGCAACAGGUUCGUUCACUUUUACCAAUGAUUCCAGUCGGUGGAAUCCAUAUAGUGCCAGGCCUGUCCCAUUCCACGCGCCUUCCUCUCAACACGACACCUUCAGAGGAAUCUGGCGAGGGGUCUUUGUACUCAGAGAGUUGUGACCCUAACGCCACCCAAGGUCCAGACGAUACAGCUCACCCGAAAGAGAUGGCACUGUCCCAGACAGCUAUAAGUUCAGCAGCCUCACCGUCUUCUCAGCAGUCCAGAGAUAAUGCUCACAAAGAGAGCAAGCAAGAAGAAGGCAUCCUGACGUGCACUAAGGCUAUUGCUUCAUUGCGCAUUGCCUCAGAGGAACCCUUAGGAAAGGUGGCUGGUUCCAUCGAGCAGAUCCAACAGCAGACGUCGUCUUGUUCUAUCGCUCAGCCAGAGAGUGCGGUGAGCGGGGUACAGAAAUUUAAUAGCUCAGAGUUUAGGCACUCCAGCACAGAAACUGAUGUGUCUCCUACAUCCAACGCUCCUGCGGAGAGGUCACUUGGUCAACAGGGUCAGGGCAGGAGUCCGCAAACAGCACAACAAACGACUGACAACAGCUGAAUAAUGUUGCAGUGGAGGACAGUACAUUACACUUGUAUGUUUACACAUACACAGUCACACUCAUAUAUUUGAGUGUACAAGUACCGCGUAGCAUGCCUUUUAUAACCCGGUUUGCUCUUUUAAACUCUGGUUCUUUUUCUUAUUUAAACUGUCAGAGAAUAACCUAUAUGUUAACUUAUACCUGUAUAUGAGCCUGACCAAAAUUGCUUAUGUCUGGUACUCUAAAAUGUACAGAUCUGUGUGCCUUUAUUAUUAGUUUUUUGUUUGUGUUUUCAAAUUAUGCUUAUAUUCUUAUAAGCAUAUAAAAAUGUAAAUACGUCAAAACUUUGUGUAUCAGCUUUGUAUUAAAUGCAGGUCACUGUCUUUUUGUCUUUUUUUCAGAUAUGAUGUGAAGUAUCAAUAUAUGUAUGGUUGCACUAAAAACAUAUUUUUAUAUGAGUGAAAUGAAACAGCUUUUGUGUACAGCAUCAAUUCUAUAAUAAUAUUUAUUGUAUCUUGUUUCAUAAAUUGUAAAGAAAAGUUUUUUCUUAAUGUUGUGAAUGCCUUUGCUAAGUAAAAGCAUGGAUUUUACUAUUGCAUAAUAAGAAGAACAAAAUAUGUAUACUGUAAAAUGGCUUUCUAUUAGACAUAUUCGUAUACGUCAAGCCAAACUUGUUUCAAUGAGUGAGGUUAUAUAUAUAUAUAUAUAUAUAUAUAUAUAUACAUCUUUUUUUUUCUUUUACAUUGGCAAACCAGAUCACACAGUAUGGUGGACGGUAGCUUUACCACCUCUUUUACAGUCAGCUAAAUAGGCUACACACUAGUUGUGAUAUUGCUGCUCUGUCACGUAGAACUGUCAAGCAUUAAAGUGAAUCAGCUUGUUGACUUGUUCACUUAAUUUGGGAAAAAAAAAACAUUCUGAAAUGGUUGCAAACUCAUCAUCAUGUCACUUUCAAGUAUUUGUUUUAUCAAUUACAAUGGGGAACAUUCCAACACACACACACACACACACACACACACAUACAUACAUACAUAUAUAUAUAUACAUAUAUAUAUAUAUAUAUAUAUAGGAUUUGAGCUUUGAAGGAGUUCAUUAUGGCCCAUGCCAUUAACUUUUUUUUUGUACAAUAGUUAAAAGUUGGUAAACUCCAAUUGCAACUCUUUACAAAUGCACUUUAUAUUUCUUAAACCUUUCAGAAAAAAAAUUAUGCUCAUACUAUAUUAAAAGAAUUUUUAGAAUCAAGACUGAUUAAAGAGGAAGCGUUUAACUGGA